Cokeromyces recurvatus is the source of this 1281-nucleotide messenger RNA. RefSeq lists its product as uncharacterized. The record is from RefSeq and is a predicted model, not a curated record. The coding region runs from base 176 to 907 and encodes 243 amino acids. The transcript has 3 exons. NCBI's taxonomy places the organism in Eukaryota, Fungi, Mucoromycota, Mucoromycetes, Mucorales, Mucoraceae.
UCAAUCUAAUACCGAGCAAAAGAAGCCUGUGGAAGAAGCUCCAUUAAUUGAUUUAUAACUGACAUUUUUAUUCCCAAAAAAUAAAAUAAAAUAAAUAACAUGAUAUUAAUAAAAAUAGUGCUCUGCAGAUAUAUACAAACACAUGCAUUUUUUUUUUAUUACUCACGAAUGAAAAAUGCCUGUAAAUAAUGAUGACAUUACAAAUAGAAUAAACAGAUUAGUGUCCAAUGACACUACUAUUUUAAAGAACCCAACUGAUGAGGAGUUAGCUCAACGUUUUACUAACGUUUUUUCAACUAAACCUAUAUCAACAACUAAAACAGGGAAAAACUCUUUCAAUAAUUAUCACAUACCAGAUGAUUUAUACUCUAGUCUUAACAUUGAUGAAGAAAUUGAGAAUAUAUUACAGGAAGAGGAUGGAAAGGAUGAUGCUCUAGAUGAGUAUAUAUACAAUAUAAUAAAAACAGAGAAGGAUGAUUCAACAUCAUUGAGAAAGAAUAAACAGAAGGAUGACUUGAACACAUCAACAAAAUUAGAUCAAAUUCAAAACAUCUUUUUGGGGAAUCCAUCCUUAGGCAAUGUAAUAAAUAACGAUGAAGAAGAUGAAUUAAUACAAAGGCUACAAACGGAAAAUUCCUUAGAAAUAAAAUACAAUCAAUUUAUGACAAAGCGAGAUCAAGAUUUAGAAGAGAGAUAUUUAAAAUUCAAAGCAAAUUCACCAGCAAUAAAUUUUACUGCUAAUAGCAGUAAGCCUAGAGGGUCAGUCCCAAAACCAAUUUCAGACGAUGACUUGUUACAUGAUGAAAUAGAUGAUUGGUGCUGUAAAGUGUAUACAUAUAUAUAUGCAUACAUAAAUAUAUUUCAAUACUUAGUCCUUAUAUACUAUUACGUUAGGUAUAUGCAAUGAAGAUGCUCAAAUUGAAUGUGAAGUUUGUGAUGAAGAAGAUAAUAAAUAUUGUAAAGAUUGCUUUUUCCAUAUUCAUCAAAGUGAAUCAGCAGAUUAUGAAGCAACAAAACAUACAUGGAGACCGUAUAAUAUUACUAGAAGAAGAAGAUGAAUAUGAUUCAUACAUUGUCUAAAUUAAAAUUACAUCAGUUGCUUUCUUUUUAUAUAUUUAUUAGUGCUGGUCAAGCAAACAGGUUUUAUACAAUCAAAGGGACUAUGCAAUAUGAAAUACUUUAACCAAUCAAAAGUAAUUGAAUGAAUAACUGGUGCUAUUUUUACAAGUUUGAUGAUGUUCUUUUCUUUUUCUUCAAAAAAAAAAAAAAAAAAAAUAAUAA